This is a messenger RNA of Passer domesticus (house sparrow), 2825 nucleotides long. RefSeq names its product family with sequence similarity 91 member A1 (gene FAM91A1). NCBI's taxonomy places the organism in Eukaryota, Metazoa, Chordata, Aves, Passeriformes, Passeridae. Gene Ontology annotation, biological process: intracellular protein transport. Bases 169 to 2682 code for a protein of 837 amino acids. The record is from RefSeq and is a predicted model, not a curated record. The transcript is spliced from 24 exons. Gene Ontology annotation, cellular component: trans-Golgi network; cytoplasmic vesicle.
CGGGUCGGGGCAGCGGCGGCGGGCGGGAGGCGCCGGGCGCAGGGCAGGGCAGGGCAGGGCAGCGCAGGGCGGCCCCGGGCCGCAGCGGCUCCUUGCCGGGGCUGGAGCGGCUCCUUGCCGGGCCGGAGCGCCUCCCGGCGGCGGGGCCCGCGGCCCGGCCUGCUCGCCAUGAACAUCGACGUGGAGUUCCACAUCCGCCACAACUACCCCUGGGCCCGGCUGCCCGCCAGCGUCAGGCAGGGUCUUGGAAACUCCCAGAGGGAAUAUGAGAGGCAAGUGGUGCUCUACAGCAUCCGCAAUCAGCUGCGGUACAGGAAUAACUUAGUUAAGCAUGUCAAGAAAGAUGAACGUAAAUAUUAUGAAGAUCUGUUAAAAUACAGUCGAGAUCAUCUCAUGUUGUACCCCUAUCAUUUGUCUGACAUCAUGGUGAAAGGUCUGAGGGUAACACCAUUUUCCUAUUACACUGGGAUAAUGGAGGAUAUAAUGAACAGUGAAAAAAGCUAUGAUUCUUUACCCAACUUCACUGCUGCUGACUGUCUAAGACUUCUUGGCAUAGGAAGAAAUCAGUAUAUUGAUCUAAUGAACCAAUGCAGGUCUUCAAAAAAAUUUUUCAGAAGGAAAACUGCCCAUGAUCUGUUGCCUGUGAAGCCCGUGGAGAUUGCUAUAGAGGCGUGGUGGGUCGUGCAGGCUGGUUACAUCACUGAGGACGACAUCAAGAUUUGUACUACAUCAGAGAAGUCUGCUAUUGAUAAGAUAAUUGAUUCAGGUCCUCAGCUUGCUGGUUCCUUAGACUUCAAUGUAGUUCACAGUUUGUAUAACAAAGGAUUUAUUUACCUUGAUGUACCAAUAUCUGAUGACAGCUGUAUUGCAGUGCCACCACUCGAAGGUUUUGUGAUGAACAGAGUGCAAGGUGAUUACUUUGAAACACUACUGUACAAGAUAUUUGUUUCAAUAGAUGAACAUACUAAUGUGGCAGAGCUGGCAAACGUGUUAGAGAUUGACUUAUCUUUAGUAAAGAAUGCUGUGUCCAUGUAUUGUCGGCUAGGCUUUGCUCAUAAAAAAGGCCAAGUAAUAAACCUGGAUAAUCUUCAUCCAUCAUGGAAGAAUGUUCCUUCUGUAAACAGACUGAAGAGUACUUUGGAUCCUCAAAAGAUGCUGCUUUCAUGGGACAGUGGGGAAAACAGAAGUCCUAUACAGGAAGCUGGGUCAUCAGCCACAGAUACAGAUACCAACAGUCAAGAUGAUCCAGCUGAAACAGCCAGUGUGAGCAGCCUGAACCUGUCCAGUGGACACACAAAGCGCAUUGCCUUCCUGUUUGAUUCCACUCUCACUGCCUUUUUAAUGAUGGGAAAUCUCUCACCAAACUUAAAAAGUCACGCGGUCACUAUGUUUGAAGUUGGGAAACUAUCAGAUGAGAGUCUUGACAGCUUCUUGGUGGAACUAGAAAAGGUUCAGAGCACAGGGGAGGGGGAAGCACAGCGAUACUUUGACCAUGCCCUUACACUGAGAAACACGAUCCUGUUCCUGCGGCACAAUAAAGACCUGGGCGCGCAGGCUGUGCAGCCUGACCAGCCAAAUAACGGAUUUCCCUUGGACCUGUUACGAUGUGAGAGUUUGCUUGGUUUGGAUCCAGCUACCUGCAGCAGAGUUCUCAACAAAAAUUACACUCUGCUGGUUUCCAUGGCACCACUCACCAAUGAAAUUCGACCUAUUAGCAGCUGUACACCCCAGCAUAUUGGGCCUGCAAUACCAGAAGUCAGUUCAGUUUGGUUCAAACUGUAUAUAUACCAUAUAACUGGACAAGGACCACCCUCCCUGUUGCUCUCUAAAGGAACACGUCUUCGAAAACUCCCAGACGUUUUUCAGGGUUACGAUCGCUUACUAAUUACAUCUUGGGGUCACGACCCAGGAGUAGUUCCUACUUCAAAUGUGCUCACAAUGUUGAAUGAUGCUUUAACUCAUUCUGCUGUUCUAAUUCAGGGUCAUGGCAUGCAUGGAAUGGGAGAAACAAUACACAUACCUUUCCCUUUUGAUGAAGCUGAGCAACAGGGAGACUUCUCUCGUGUGAACAUGGGCAUUCAUACAGCUUUAAAAAUACUGAGAAACAAAGUGGACUUGCAGCAUUUUUGUGGCUAUGUCACAAUGUUGAAUCCUUCAAGUCAACAUGCUAACAGAAAGCUGAGUGAUGCUUCUGAUGGAAGAGGAGAGACUGAACUGGCAUCAGGGUCUGAUGUAAAUGGGAGCACAGAAUCAUUUGAGAUGGUAAUAGAAGAGCCCUCAAUAGAUUCUGCAGUCAAGCAAAGCCUUGAAGUACCCACAACUGAACUGGAAUGGGUUCCCCUGGAAUUAUGCUUUGGCAUUCCACUUUUCAGUUCUGAAUUGAAUCAGAAGGUCUGCAGAAAAAUUGCCACUCACGGAUUAUGUAGAAAAGAAAGCCUUCAAAAACUCUUACAUUCCAGUAGAAAGCUGUCUCUUCAGGUCCUUAAUUUUGUUCAUUCAUUCCAGGAAGGUAUUUCAACGCUGGAUCAGCUCCAUGAUGCUGGCUCUUCAAGUUCACUUCUGCAGCCAAUUUCUGCAGACAUGGGUGUUCCUCUUCCUGCCAAGAAUCUCAUGUUCAAGGAAGGUGUAUUAUCUGAAUGGAAUGGAUGGGCUCCUUCCUCAGUUUUUUUCAACCACACCUAGGGAAAAGGUCAAAUAGAGGUUCUUGUGUAUUGAUCACUAAAUGCCUUUCUUCUAUUAUGGUUAAUUCCUAGUGCCAACCACUAAGAAGUGUAUGCUGCUGCUGCAGCAUAACCCAUGUAAAAAUAGUGUUACAAAAUGUGUUG